AUGCAAUCAAUUAGGAUAGAACUCACAUCAAAAAUAACAGCUUGUUUGAGGAAUGAAUGCGAAAGGAAGUCCGAAGGCGACGGAUACCGAGGCUCACGUGUACGAUACGACGAAGAGACGCGCGGUGUAGACGCGAAUCCAUGGCUCAAGGUAGGUCGACUGCCCGCUCCAUGUCCCGCGGAUGCCCGCAACGGUCUGAACUAUGUGAGUAGUAUCGAA
Cylicostephanus goldi is the source of this 219-nucleotide messenger RNA. The record is from the annotation of a GenBank genome assembly. NCBI's taxonomy places the organism in Eukaryota, Metazoa, Nematoda, Chromadorea, Rhabditida, Strongylidae.